CACUUUUUUUUCUAUUAUUCUUAUAUUUUUCUUUUUCUGUUUUUCUGUAAUUGUACACUCCUUUUUUCACCACCACCACUUUUUUAUUUUUAUAAUCAACCAAUUUCAACUUUCUCAACUUAGAUAAAAAUGAUGCAUGGACGGCGGCGCGAAUUAGUCAGAGAGUCCACACUCGACGAAGCAGAGCAGAACAAACAGCGCGUGUCCAAAUACCGCACCUUGAGCGCACAAGUAAUGACCAUGAAAUCGCAAAACACAUUCAGCCCCGACGCCCUAUCCGCCACCCGAAACCUCCUAGAGCUCAACACCGAGCUGCACACAGUAUGGAACUACCGGCGCAAAAUAUUCCUCAACCUCGACUCCUGGCAGGACAUGUCCUUGCGCCAACAACAUUUGGAAGAAGAGCUGGGGUUUUUGCUCGAAAUCAUCGUGAGGAAUAUAAAGAGCUACUGGAUGUGGAACCACCGGGUCUGGGCACUAUCUAUGCUGCCGGUUCCCAGCUGGGAGCGCGAACUGGCGCUGGUUGCGAAGCUGCUCGCUGUUGAUGCGCGCAACUUCCACGGCUGGGACUACCGGCGCUUUGUCGUCGCCAAGCUCAGAGAGACUAAGGGAGAUGACGUGGACUUGGCCGAGUUUGCAUUCACCACGGAGCAGAUUAACAGGGACUGCGCCAACCAUUCGGCAUGGCAUAACAGGAGCAAGCUGCUGCCCACUUUACUCCAAAGGUGCGCGUCUCCUGAGGAGCGCAAGGAGUUGCUGGGCACGGAGGUUGAUUUGAUUCUGAACGCUAUUUAUACGGAUCCCGAUGACCAGAACGCAUGGCUGUACCAUGAGUGGUUGUUGGACGUGCAGACGAGCACGGAGGAUAGGUGUGGGCUUUUGCGGGAUAAAGUCGCUGCCAUUCGCGAGUUUCUCGAGCUGGAGGCUGAUAGUAGGAGGCCGAUGGUUGAGCUUGUUGAUGCGUUCAUUGGCCUGGACGACUUGGCCCCUGGGUGUGUCACAGAGGACGAGAGGCGGGAGUGUGUGGACACCCUGCGCAGGCUAAGGAGCAUUGACCCGUAUCAUACUGGCCGGUACAACGAUACAGAGACGAUUCUUGGCAAGCGGUGGCCGACCGCUGCUGUAAACGAAUAAUGCCCAUUUUUUCAAUAAAAAAUAUUUUCACGCUUAAAGCAAA
Molecule: messenger RNA, 1177 nt
Organism: Kickxella alabastrina
Lineage: Eukaryota; Fungi; Kickxellomycota; Kickxellomycetes; Kickxellales; Kickxellaceae
Exons: 1
Coding region: 130-1134 (334 amino acids)
Biological process (GO): protein geranylgeranylation
Cellular component (GO): Rab-protein geranylgeranyltransferase complex; cytoplasm
Molecular function (GO): Rab geranylgeranyltransferase activity
Source: RefSeq, a predicted model, not a curated record